CUCUAUUGUUAAGCCUUCUUUCCCGGUCAUAGCACGGCGUCGCGCUCAGCUCUGAUCUCCCUCCUCCCUCCUCUCUGCUUUUCUUCGUCAUCCUCGAUUCCUUGGCGGAAGCGGCACUGCUUCUUCGGCCACCGGUCUCCACCUAAUCGGUUGACACCGCUCUGCUCCCUGCAUUCUUCCAUACCCAACUGCCGAGUCGGCGGGUAUAAGUUGAGGGGGAGUGGUGGAUCGCGGAGGGAGGAGAAUGGCGCAGCAACAGAGGAAGUACUUGAUCGAGGUGGAGAAGGCGAAGGAGGCCGCGGAUGGGAGGCCGUCCAGGGGGCCGGCUUACCGGAGCUCAUUCGCCAAGGACGGGUUCCCAGCUCCCCCUGAAGGAAUGGAGAGCUGCUGGGACAUUUUCCGCAUGUCUGUGGAGAAAUCUCCCAACAAUAGGAUGCUUGGUCGCCGCCAGAUUGUGGACGGAAAGGCUGGGAAUUAUGUCUGGCAGACAUACCGGGAAGUGUAUGAUUUGGUGAUCAAAAUUGGCAAUUCUAUUAGGAGUUGUGGCGUCGAAAAGGGAGGAAAAUGCGGUAUUUAUGGUGCCAAUUGCCCGGAGUGGAUCAUGAGCAUGGAGGCUUGUAAUGCUCAUGGGAUCUACUGUGUGCCCUUGUAUGACACUUUAGGUGCUGGAGCUGUGGAAUUUAUUAUAUGUCAUGCAGAGGUUUCGAUUGCUUUCGUAGAAGAGAAAAAGAUUCCUGAGUUGUUGAAGACCAUGGAGAAUGCUAGCCAGUACCUGAAGACUCUCGUAAGCUUUGGCAAGGUUACUGCUGAACAAAAGGAAGAGGUUGAAAAAUAUGGGGCGGCAAUAUACUCCUGGGAUGAGUUUUUACAACUGGGAGAUGACAGGCAAUUUGAUCUUCCUGAGAAACAGAAAACUGAUAUCUGUACAAUAAUGUACACCAGUGGGACGACUGGUGACCCCAAGGGUGUACUGAUUUCAAAUGAAAGCAUUGUCACUCUCAUUGCUGGGGUGAAGCGGCUAUUAGAGAGUGUGAAUGAAGAGUUAAAUCAUAAAGAUGUGUACAUGUCCUACCUUCCAUUGGCGCAUAUCUUUGACAGGGUGAUUGAGGAGUGUUUUAUAUCUCAUGGGGCUUCAAUAGGAUUUUGGCGUGGGGACGUCAAGUUAUUGAUUGAGGACCUCGGGGAGCUAAAACCAACUAUCUUCUGUGCUGUCCCUCGUGUGUUAGAUAGAGUUUACUCAGGUUUAACUCAGAAGAUUUCAGCUGGGGGCUUCUUUAAGAGUAAAUUGUUUGACAUUGCCUAUUCAUACAAGUUGCACAACAUGCGGAAGGGGAAUGGACAUACUGAGGCUGCCCCGAUAUGUGACAAAUUAGUUUUCAAUAAGGUAAAGCAAGGAUUGGGUGGAAAUGUGCGGCUUAUACUUUCAGGAGCUGCUCCACUGUCUACCCAUGUAGAGGGUUUCCUGAAAGUGGUUACCUGUUCUCACGUUCUUCAAGGAUAUGGUCUGACAGAAACCUGUGCUGGGACAUUUGUCUCUCUACCAAAUGAGAUGUCGAUGCUUGGAACAGUGGGGCCCCCCGUGCCUAACGUUGAUGUCUGUCUAGAAUCUGUCCCUGAAAUGGGAUAUGAUGCCCUUUCAAGCAUGCCAAGGGGAGAGAUAUGUGUGAGGGGGAAAACUUUGUUCUCUGGGUAUUAUAAACGUGAAGAUUUGACUAAUGAGGUCAUGAUUGAUGGAUGGUUCCAUACAGGGGAUAUUGGUGAGUGGCAAGCGGAUGGAAGCUUGAAAAUUAUUGACAGGAAGAAGAAUAUUUUCAAGCUUUCACAAGGAGAGUACGUGGCAGUUGAAAACUUGGAGAAUAUCUAUUCCCAAGCUACUGGUGUUGAUUCGGUAUGGGUGUACGGGAACAGCUUUGAGUCCUUCCUCAUCGCAGUAGUAAAUCCCAACAAAGAGACAAUCGAGCAUUGGGCUCAGGAGAACGAAAUUAGUGGAGACUUCACUUCUCUCUGCGAGAAUCCCAAGGCCAAAGAGUUUAUACUCGGAGAGCUUACAAAGAUUGGAAAACAGAAGAAGUUAAAGGGUUUUGAGUUUAUCAAAGCUAUACACCUUGAUCCCGUGCCGUUUGAUAUGGAACGAGACCUUCUUACCCCCACAUACAAGAAGAAGAGGCCUCAAUUGCUCAAAUACUAUCAGAGCGUCAUCGACAGUAUGUACAAGAGCGCAAAGUGAUCGAACGAGCUAUUCGGAUCAAGUAUUUACUUGUUCUCUUCUACUGUUUUUUUGGCUUUAAUUUUUCCUCAAGUUAAUUUCCACAGCUUCCUGUUACUGUACAUAUACUUCCUCAUAUGGGCAUUUCGAUAUUUCAUAGAAGUCUGGGCGCACUGUGGUUUAUACUUUAUAUCAUGUAAUUCACCAACUUACCACAGAAGACCAAUCUCAUGUUUUUUAACUUAUUCAUUGAAACUUUUUUUUUUUUU
Molecule: messenger RNA, 2475 nt
Organism: Punica granatum (pomegranate)
Lineage: Eukaryota; Viridiplantae; Streptophyta; Magnoliopsida; Myrtales; Lythraceae
Source: RefSeq, a predicted model, not a curated record